Molecule: messenger RNA, 893 nt
Organism: Caenorhabditis angaria
Lineage: Eukaryota; Metazoa; Nematoda; Chromadorea; Rhabditida; Rhabditidae
Source: the annotation of a GenBank genome assembly
AUGACAUUUUUCCAUUUUAUCAAUUGUUUUGCAUUGUCAUUUGCACCGUAUUUUAUUGUAUAUAAAUAUUCCGGUGAGUUAUCAUAACUUAUUCUAUUUUUCAAAGAAAGAAAGAAAAAUAUAUUCAGGAAUCAACGAAUAUAGUUCAAUUUGGAAAUGUGCUACAGCAAGUGGUGGAUAUCUGUUAACUCAGCUUGUCAAACUUUUAAUCCUCGCCACAUUUUUCCCAACAUCUGAUGUCGAAGGUUUCGCAAUUGUUCCCGAAUUCUUGAAAAACUGUGCUGAUAUCAUGGAUGUUAUUGGACUUCACCUUUUGAUGACCAACUUUUUAGCAGGAAAGGGAGAAGUUCGUUUUCUAGUUGGUGGAAUUGGUUGGGGAUUUGCUCAUUCGAUUGCACAUCGUGCUAUUCUUUUGUGGGUUGGAGCGAGAGCUUCGGCGUUUACUUGGAGAUGGGUUCAAACAUCACUCGAUUCAUCGUUCGAUCUUCUUUUGAUUCUUUCAAUGGCUGCGCUUACAUGGAUGCUUACACGUAGUAGCAAUAAACUUAUUAUUGUGCCAGUUUUAGCCUUGUGCAUCUUCUCAACAUUCAUCUAUCAGUAAGUUUGGUUUUACCUUGAGCUGACUUUGAAAAAAUGUGGCAAGUCGAGGAAAAUUGUAAUUCAACACAUCAUUAGAUUUUUAUGAAAAUUAAUUUCGAAGCUCAUUAGCUCUCUUUCAAGCCAUUUCUAAAACAGAUUAUUGUUUUUAUUCUAGAACUGUUCAAAAUGUGUUGCUUAUCACAAGCUGGUCAAUUCUCGUCUUCCGUGCUAUUUAUUCGAUCUCUGUCGCUUCAAUGACAGUCUUGGUUUAUUCCGUCAAUCGAUCUUCCAACAGCGUCAAGAAAUACGAUUAA